Messenger RNA from Topomyia yanbarensis, 1575 nucleotides. RefSeq lists its product as uncharacterized. Gene Ontology annotation, biological process: DNA integration. Gene Ontology annotation, molecular function: nucleic acid binding. The transcript has a single exon. Bases 1 to 1575 code for a protein of 524 amino acids. The record is from RefSeq and is a predicted model, not a curated record. Lineage: Eukaryota; Metazoa; Arthropoda; Insecta; Diptera; Culicidae.
AUGCAGCACUAUGCUGUAUUUCUCGAGUCUUUUGAUUAUAAUAUUCGAUACCGAUCAUCCAAAGAAAACGCGAACGCGGACGCCAUGUCACGACUUCCGAUCGAAGAUGUGCACAACAAAAAUCGUAUAGAAGAGGUUGACAUUAUUGAAUUGAACCUAAUUGAGACGUUACCGGUGACCGCGGACGAGUUGGCGGAAUUUACGAAAAACGAUCCAAAUGUGCAUAAUCUAUUGCAGGGUUUGAAAGUCGGUAGAAUGGUAGAUGGCCGCGAUAGAUUCGGAGUAGACCAAAAUGAAUUUUCGGUUCAGAAGGGUUGUAUAAUGAAAGGAAUUCGAGUAUACAUUCCUCCGAAAUUGCGUAAACGUGUUUUAGAUGAGCUUCACAUGGGCCAUUUUGGGAUAUCCCGCAUGAAAUCCCUAGCGCGAUCCUAUUGUUGGUGGGAGUGUGUAGAUCGUGAUAUCGAAGAUUUAUCGCGUGAUUGUUGCGAGUGUGCUAGCGUGAGGAAAAAUCCCCCGAAAGUAGCUAUUCAUUGUUGGGAAAAGCCUGUCGAACCAUUUCAACGGAUUCACAUAGACUUUGCAGGGCCAUUUCUCGGAUUGAACUUUUUGGUUAUCAUGGACGCGUUCACAAAAUGGCCGGAAGUGAAGCUAAUACCUGACAUGACUACUGACACGACCAUUGAUAAGCUACGUGAAUAUUUCGUAACCUAUGGUGUUCCUUCGGUAAUCGUUAGCGACAGAGGCGUUCAAUUUACUUCUGAGCAAUUCCAAUCUUUUCUUAACAAAAAUGGUGUAACUCACAAAAUGGGUGCACCAUAUCAUCCGGCUACAAACGGACUAGCAGAACGAUUUGUCCAGACUUUCAAGGACAAACUGAAAACGUUGAAAUGCGACCGAAAAGAUAUUCAAUUUGAGCUCUAUAAGAUUCUUCUUGCAUACAGGCGAGCAGUACAUCCUGCAACGGGUAAAUCACCUUCAAUAUUGGUUUUUGGACGACAAAUAAAAUCACGACUCGAUCUAAUUGUUCCUAAAAACGGAGAGGAUAAGGUUGAGCGUGAGGAACAGGGUGAUGUACGGUGUUUCGCUGUAAAUGACAGAGUAGCCGCUCGUGAUUUUUUGAGUUCCUCCAAGUGGAAGUUCGGUAUUGUUACCGAAAGGCUAGGGAAGUUACAUUAUAUGAUUGAGCUAGACGAUGGGCGAAUCUGGAAAAGGCAUAUUGAUCAACUGAGUUCCGGACCUAUAGAGCGAGUUUUUGAUGCAGAUCCUUAUUCUAUUAACGUCGAGAUUUACGACCAUAACCGCUGUGAAAAUCCAAUAGCUUCACCAAAACGACAGCUGCCGACUAAACAGACCGACACUCCAGCUGCCGUCAAAAACAAACAAGCAAUCCCGACAACCGACAAUACCGCUCCUGUUACUCAGGAUGCUAUCGAGUCAGGGGUAUCUGACAAAGAGAACAUCAAGUCCAGAUCAAGAUCAGAAUGUAAGGCAAACAAUGGAUCUACAAACAGUACAGUAGGUACACCGAGGCGAUCUACUAGGGUCAGAAAUCCCCCGAAAAGGCUUGAUAUUUGA